UCAAGUUAAUGCGGUAGCAGCAGUACAAGGUUUAUCGCUUCGAGUGGCACAUUGCUGGGGUCUAAGGAGUUGCCUCAUUUCUCGUUUCAUUUUACUCUACUCACCCAAACCGAUAAGACCACUCCGUCGAGCUAAGCCAGCGGCAGCAGCGUUCACUGAAAUGGAAUAUUUCUUCAGUCGCCGUCGGCUAACCGUUUUUAUCAUAUGUGUUUUACUGAAUUUGGACGUAAACAAGGCUACCUGUGGAUUUGAGUCAUGUCCUGCCACAAAGCCAAAUAUGAUCAAUGUCCACUUGGUGCCGCACUCCCACGACGACGUCGGAUGGCUAAAAACAGUGGAACAGUAUUACUACGGAAGCCACAAUAAUAUCCAGCAUGCCGGAGUCCAAUACAUUCUGGAUACAGUAAUUGAGGAGCUGCUGAAGGACUCCAGUCGACGAUUCAUACAAGUUGAGACAUUCUUUUUUGCGAAAUGGUACUCCGAGCAAACUGAGAUCGUUCAGAGAUGUGUGAAGAAAUUGGUGGCCGAAGGACGCUUGGAGUUCGCCGGAGGAGCUUGGAGCAUGAACGAUGAGGCGGCCGUGCAUUACCAAAGUGUGAUAGAUCAGUUUAAUCUGGGUCUUAAGUACCUAAAAGACAUCUUUGGGGAUUGUGGACGUCCCACAAUUGGCUGGCAGAUUGAUCCCUUUGGUCACUCCCGGGAAAUGGCCUCGAUAUUCGCCCAAAUGGGUUAUAAUGGGGAGUUCUUUGCGCGUAUGGAUUUUAUGGAUAAGAAGAAGCGCCUGAGUGAUCUGGAGAUGGAAAUGAUUUGGAAAUCAAGUGAAUAUUCGAAGAAUCCCAACAUCUUUACCGGCUUGCUCUACAAUCACUACUCAGCCCCUCCGGGCUUCUGCUUUGAUAUUAACUGUGGUGAUGAUCCCAUUAUCGAUGGCGAAAGCUUUGACAAUAACGUUAACAAGAGAGUCAACGACUUUAUAGACUACAUUAAGACCAUGGCCAAGUCGUUUCGAGCUAAUCACAUAAUGGUGCCCAUGGGAGAUGACUUUCAGUUCUCGCAGGCGGCAGUUAAUUUCAAGAACAUGGAUAAACUUAUCAAGUACGUCAACGCCCGCCAGCUGGAGGGAUCUCAGAUGAAUGUCUUUUACUCAACCCCCUCCUGUUAUCUCUACGAGUUGCAUCAGCUGCAGCAAACGUGGCCGAACAAGACCCAGGACUUUUUUCCCUACUCCAGUGACGCACACUCCUAUUGGACGGGCUACUUCACAUCAAGGCCCACACAGAAAGGCUUUCACCGCAUAGGCAAUCACUUUUUGCAGGUGGUGAAACAGCUCGGUGUCUUGGCCAACUUGACCAGCGAGCAGCAUUUGGCAGAUCUCGAGACUUUAAACAAGGCUAUGGGUAUCAUGCAGCACCACGAUGCAGUCACUGGGACUGAGAAGCAAGCGGUUGCCUCCGACUACGAUCGAGUGCUAUAUGAUGCCAUAAUUGGUGCCGAGAAUAAUACUCGCGAUGCACUUCGAUCUCUGACUAAUUUAACCUCUGGAGAGUUUGUCAGUUGCCUAAAGCUCAAUAUAAGUGUCUGCGAGUUUACCCAGAAGACACUUAACAAUGUGAUUGUAACUCUAGUGAAUCCAUUGGGACAUACAACGACGCAAUAUGUGAGGAUUCCAGCAAAGAAUGAAAACUAUUUAGUAACCGAUGAAAAAGGUCACGAAAUACCCUCAGAAGUGGUCCCUGUUCCCUGGCAAGUCUUGGCCCUUCAACAUCGUCCCAAUGAUACGCGGUAUGAGUUGGUUUUUAAAGCCAAUGUUGAGAAACUGGCCAACUUCUACAUAAGAGUGCUACCUUAUCCUAGAACUGAAUACCAUGAUUACUUCUCCAUAACCAAAGAUGUCUAUAACUAUCCCGAAGCUGAAGAUGAAAACACCGAAUUAAUUGUACAGAACUCGCUUAUAAAACUGGUAUUUGACACAGCUAAGGGCGGCCUGAAAGCCAUUGAAAUGAAUGGAGUUACAGAAAAUAUUCAGCAACACUUUGGCAUAUACAAAGGCUUUCAAGGCACAAACAAGAAAGCUUUUGACCGAUCAUCUGGUGCUUACAUCUUCCGCCCAGAUGGAGACAUUGAAAUACUAAACAACAAAGUUCAGCUUACCUUCUACAAUGGCAGCCGAGUCAAGGAAGUCCAUCAGCAGUGGAGCGAUUGGAUAUCCCAGGUGAUACGCAUCUACGAGGAUAUAAAUCGCGUAGAAUUCGAGUGGCUGGUGGGUCCAAUACCCGCCGACGACGAGGUUGGCAAGGAGAUAAUAACGCGCUUUACGAGCGAAAUAUCCUCAAAGGGAAAGUUCUACACCGAUUCCAAUGGUCGGGAGAUGCUUGAGCGUGAAAGAAACCAGCGGGAGGCCUUUGAUCCCGAUAUGUCAGAGGCCAUAAGUGGCAACUACUAUCCAGUCACCGCUCAAAUCUCCCUCCAAGACGACAAGAAGCGGAUCACUCUGUUGAACGACCGAUCGCAGGGCGGAGCUAGCCUGGCAGACGGGGAACUGGAGCUAAUGUUGCAUCGCCGCCUAUUAACCGAUGAUGGCUUUGGUGUGGGAGAAGCUCUCAAUGAGAAACAGUACGGAACUGGCCUGAUUGCCAGGGGAAAAGUCUAUCUAGUUCUUGAUUCUGCUGCGGCAAAUCCCAAGACAGCAGAACGUUUGCUCCAGCACGAAUUGAGUCUGCCCCUGUGGAAGUUCUUCAGUAAAUCCAACAAAGGUGUCUCAGUCAACCGACACAUGAUUCCCGACUUUACCGAUUUUCCCCGUUCGGUGGAUCUUCUUUCCCUGGAACAGCAGUCAAAGGAUGAAAUAUUAUUGCGAGUGGAGAACUUUAAUACCGAAGGAAACGUGGUUAGCUUUAACAUACUCGCUCUCUUUGAGUCUUUGAGCGGAGAUAAGAUUUGGGAGACGACUUUGGAUGGAAAUAUGAAUUUAAGCGAAGUGAAGAGAUUCAAGUUCACUCAAGAUUCUUCCGGAAACAUUCCUACUUCCGUGGAAUACUACAAUGCUCCACACAAGCCCCUGGAGGCGGAUUCCACCUCAGAUGCUUCAGAAUUCGUUGUAACCCUGGAAUCCAUGCAGAUUCGUACUUUUAUAAUCCAAAAAAAGGUCUAA
Messenger RNA from Drosophila kikkawai, 3151 nucleotides. It is a transcript of the gene LManI, whose product is annotated as Lysosomal alpha-mannosidase I. Gene Ontology annotation, cellular component: lysosome. Gene Ontology annotation, biological process: mannose metabolic process. The record is from RefSeq and is a predicted model, not a curated record. Lineage: Eukaryota; Metazoa; Arthropoda; Insecta; Diptera; Drosophilidae. Gene Ontology annotation, molecular function: carbohydrate binding; alpha-mannosidase activity.